UCUUUCUAGAGAGAGAAAAUGGGAGGCCUGGUUCUGUAAUAGCAUUUCUAGUGACAGAGAGAGAAGGAAAAACCUUGUUUAGUGAAGACAUGUAAAAGCCAAGAAAAGUGUUGGGUUAGAGGGAAAGGACAAUCUCUUUUAGUAAUAGAGCCUUUCUAGUGAGAGAAAGAAAAGCGAACCUUUUUUUGGUAAUAUAGCACGGGUAGUGAGAGAAAAUCAAAAGCAAGCCUCUUUCAGUAACAUUGUAUUUCUAGUGAGAGGAGGACAGCCCUGUAGUUUCUAAGGGGAUUGGCACUAGUAAGAAUAAUGGGAAGGGCACCAUGCUGUGAUGAUAAUGGGCUGAAGAAGGGGCCUUGGACACCUGAAGAGGAUCAAAAGCUUGUCAAUUACAUCAAGAAACAAGGACAUGGAAGUUGGAGAGCCCUCCCAAAACAUGCAGGUUUGAAUAGAUGUGGGAAGAGUUGUAGGCUUAGAUGGACAAACUACUUGAGGCCUGAUAUAAAGAGAGGGAAAUUCUCCUCAGAGGAAGAGCAAACCAUUCUCCAUCUCCACUCCAUUCUCGGAAACAAGUGGUCAGCCAUUGCAACACACCUUCCGGGACGAACAGAUAAUGAGAUAAAGAAUUUUUGGAACACCCAUCUGAAGAAGAAGCUCAUCCAAAUGGGUUAUGAUCCAAUGACUCACAGGCCGAGAACUGAUCUUUUUAGCAGCUUAAACCAGAUACUUGCCAUGGCCAAUAUCAAAGACUUAAUGGAACCUUACGAGGAACAAGCACUCAGAUUGCAAUCAGAGGCUCUGCAACUUGCUAGGCUCCAAUAUUUACAGUACCUUAUUCAAUCUGCCUCUUCCAUGAAUCAACCCAACUCCUUAAUUUCCAGUUUCAAUGACUUGGAAGCCAUUAGCACACUCUUAGUUGCAUCUUCUUCAAAGCCUUAUUAUCAAACCAACAGUGAAGAGACCUUAUGGAACACUAAUUAUCAAACAGAUAUCAACACUAUGUGUUCACAGGUCAAUGAGCAGAUAGCUCUUACACCAUCACAAACCCAACAGUUUCCAAGUACCUUUGAGGAUUUUUGUAAUCUAUCCAUGAAUGAUUACAGCAACCAAGACACAGCUUCACGAAUUAUCCAAAUUGAAAGUGGGGACCCCAUAUCUCCAUUUCCCAUUAAUGGGUUCUCAAGCUCAUUGAACUAUAUCGAUAAUUCCACAAACAAUAACCAGGCCGAUGUAUCAGGCUCAUCUGGUUGUGGUGCUUCAGCUUCAUCCUCACCAAUCUGGCCAGAGGUCCUUCUUGAAGACCCAUUCAUCAAUGAAAACCUAAGUUAGCAUUUUUACUCAGCAGUUUUCCAUUGUGUUAAAAAAUUUCAGUUAAGGGGAUGAGGCUCUGGUUUCCUUCAUAGUUUGUACAGUCAAAUCAUGUGUUAA
Messenger RNA from Amborella trichopoda, 1425 nucleotides. RefSeq names its product transcription factor MYB93. The record is from RefSeq and is a predicted model, not a curated record. NCBI's taxonomy places the organism in Eukaryota, Viridiplantae, Streptophyta, Magnoliopsida, Amborellales, Amborellaceae.